AUGCCUAGCCCUUCUCAUCCGUCAACAACAAGCCGUGCAUUGCACGAUGUUGAGCUCCAUAUCGCCCAAGAUAAGAUCAUCUGUAUUCAUUCAAGCACAUUACGCCAGUGCUCGGGGUUCUUUUCUAGUAGUCUAAACUGGGCUGAAGCGGGAGGGUCUUCUCCCCCAAUCAUCUAUGAAUUAGACCUCGCGGAUGAUGUAGAUUAUGAUAUUUUCCGCAAGCAGACUGAUAAUAGCAAGCUAGAAAUCUCUGCGGAAUCCCCACCCGGGCGAGAUGAAUCGUAUUAUCGCGCACUUUUCAAUCUCUUCGAUAUCUUUCAACAUCGCAGCCCUUCGAUCGCGGGUUUAGACGACAUCAUAAUAUUGAUUAAGCUCGCCGACAAGUACGAUAGCCUUCCUACAGUCAGCCGUGCGGUACGACUGCACUUAAUGGAAGCUGGAGGCCAACCCUCGUCUCUUUAUCGGGACAUAGCAGCUGACCCAGUGAGAUAUUUGCAUGUUGGGGAAAAGCUUCGAUCGUCAAGCAUCACCAAAGAGGCAGCCACUCAUGUCCUUGGAACCUGGUCCCAGUCGCGCGAAGAGUGCCGAUCGAUUUUAUCCGAGACAUUCUUCGGCACCCUCGUCCAAAGACACCACGAACUUAGCGAGAAGAAGUGGGCUGCUAACAAGCAGCUUCUUUCACUCAACCUCAACCCCCCUAGACCUACAUUUGUCCAAAACCCCCUCGAAGACGGUGCUGUCAUUGCCCUGGCACGCGUUCGAGAGCUCAUCAGUUUGGCCUUCUCAAGAUGCUAUCAAGGAUCGGAUUAUGAAAAUUUGGAAGGAGAAAUGUACAGAGAGGUAGCUCAAAGCACCGCUAUCACCUACACACUAACACCAAAGGUAGCUAGAGCUGCCAUUACAUUCGACUCAGCCCGUUCACACUUGCAAGCGAAAAUUGCCUUGGCUUUAGGUGACUUGGCUGAAGUGCACUUGCAGCUCCAAUCUGAAGUCUUACCAGGCCAUAUCACUUCUGCCCAGCUGAAAGACUCUGAUUUGCCUUGGGACGGUGAUUGGAUAUAG
Venustampulla echinocandica is the source of this 1062-nucleotide messenger RNA. RefSeq lists its product as uncharacterized. The transcript has 2 exons. Bases 1 to 1062 code for a protein of 353 amino acids. Lineage: Eukaryota; Fungi; Ascomycota; Leotiomycetes; Helotiales; Pleuroascaceae. The record is from RefSeq and is a predicted model, not a curated record.